Brassica napus (rape) is the source of this 1048-nucleotide messenger RNA. RefSeq lists its product as uncharacterized. The transcript has 2 exons. The record is from RefSeq and is a predicted model, not a curated record. Lineage: Eukaryota; Viridiplantae; Streptophyta; Magnoliopsida; Brassicales; Brassicaceae. The coding region runs from base 196 to 927 and encodes 243 amino acids.
UUUUUAUUAAUUAUCCUUUUAAAGAGAAAUUUUCUGUGACGAGGACCUAUAUAUGAUCUAUCCUCGCGUCGCGACUUGUCGUCUUCGUCUCAAAUCUCAAUCCUCCUCGAAGCACACAACAUCAUAUUCCUCCUCACAUCCCUCUCCUAGAUAGAUAUUUUGACUACUGAAAACAUCGCCGCCGUCUUCAAUUCGAUGGCGUUCCUUGUCCGAUCGCCGGAUAUACCCACACGAAUCUUCUCCGAUUCGAAUUCGAGUGUGAGCCAUGCGUUUACGAGGAGGAAGGUUACUGUUUCCGCGAGAGAUUCGUCUAGUUUCAAGAUUCAGAAAUCGAGACUAUACGCGAAAUUCUCAGCUCCGGCUAAAGAAGACUGCAAGAUUAGCAGACAUGAUGAGGAGGAGGAGGAUAAAGAGAGCUACUACGUGAAUAAGGGCCACGCCGUUCAGUGUCUCAGAGAGGAGCUUCCUUCCUUGUUCCUCAAAGACCCCAACUUCCACAUUUACAGGGAUGAUAUUGUGUUUCGAGAUCCUAUUAACACCUUUAUGGGAAUUGAUAACUACAAAUCCAUGUUCUGGUGGUUGCGUUUCCUUGGAAGGAUCUUCUUCAGAGCACUCUGCGUAGACAUUGUUAGUAUUUGGCAACCCACAGAUAACACUCUCAUGAUUCGAUGGACUGUUCACGGAGUUCCUCGUGGUCCCUGGGAGACUCGUGGUCGUUUUGAUGGCACUUCCGAGUAUAAAUUCGAUAAGAAUGGCAAGAUUUAUGUACACAAAGUCGAUAACAUCGCUAUUAACUCGCCUCCAAAGUUUCAAAUGCUCAGUGUUCAAGACCUUGUUGAAGCCAUUAGCUGCCCUUCCACACCCAAGCCGACCUAUUUUGAGUUUAAAGACUCAUCAUCAUCAUCAUCAUCUUCGGAAACAUACUAGUGUACAUAGUCCUUUUUGUGUGGUUUAUAGAUAUAGAGAGUAAUGAGAAGCUAUGGGACUAUAGUUUCGUGUGUAAUAUUAGAUGAAAGUGAAAUAAAACCAAUAAAAGCGUUUUUGUGUA